This is a messenger RNA of Myotis lucifugus (little brown bat), 2494 nucleotides long. RefSeq names its product MPL proto-oncogene, thrombopoietin receptor (gene MPL). Gene Ontology annotation, molecular function: protein binding; cytokine receptor activity. The transcript is spliced from 11 exons. The record is from RefSeq and is a predicted model, not a curated record. Gene Ontology annotation, cellular component: external side of plasma membrane. Gene Ontology annotation, biological process: positive regulation of cell population proliferation; hemopoiesis; cytokine-mediated signaling pathway. NCBI's taxonomy places the organism in Eukaryota, Metazoa, Chordata, Mammalia, Chiroptera, Vespertilionidae. The coding region runs from base 1 to 1680 and encodes 559 amino acids.
AUGCCCUCCUGGGCCCUCUUGGUGGUCACCUCCUGCCUCCUCCUGGCUCCCCCAAACCUGGCACAAGUCACCAGCCAAGAUGCCUCCUUGCUGGCCUUGGACUCAGAGCCUCUGAACUGUUUUUCUCAAACAUUUGAGGACCUCACUUGCUUCUGGGAUGAGGAAGAGGCAGCACCCAGUGGAACAUACCAGCUGCUGUAUGCCUACCCAGGGGAGGAGCCCCGUGCCUGCCCCCUGAGUUCCCAGAGUGUGUCUCCCGUUGGAAUUCGUUAUGUGUGCCAGUUUCCAGCCCAGGAUGAAGUUCGUCUCUUCUUCCCACUGCACCUCUGGGUGAAGAACGUGUUCUUGAACCAGAAUCUGACCCAGCGGGUGCUCUUUGUGGACAGCGUGGGCCGACCAGCUCCCCCCAAUAUCAUCAAGGCCAUGGGCGGGAGCCAACCAGGGGAACUUCAGAUCAGCUGGAAGGCCCCAGCUCCUGAAAUCAGUGAUUUCCUGAGGCAUGAACUCCGCUAUGGCCCCAAGGAUCCCAGGAACUCCACUGGUCCCACAGUCAUGCAGUUGCUGUCCACAGAAACCUGCUGCCCAGCUCAGUGGAGGCCAAACCCAGCCCCAGCUCUGGACCAGACUCCAUGUGCACAGCCCCAACAGGAUGGACUAGAGCAGACCUCCCUAACUAGAGAAGCUCCGUCUCUGACAGUGAGGAGUGGAAGCUGCCUCAUCUCAGGGCUCCAGCCUGGGAAUUCCUACUGGCUCCAGCUGCGCAGUCAACCUGAUGGGGUCUCCCUCCAUGGCUCUUGGGGACCCUGGUCCCACCCUGCGACUGUGGACCUGCCUGGAGAUGCAGUGGAAAUUGGACUACAAUGCUUUACCCUGGACUUGAAGAAUGUUACCUGUCAGUGGCAGCAACAGGACCAUGCUAGCUCCCAAGGCUUCUUCUAUCACAGCAGGCCAUGGUGCUGUCCCAGAGACAGAGACCCCAUCUGGGAGAAGUGUGAAGAGGAGGAGAAAAAUCCAGGAUUACAGCCCUCCCAGGUCUCCCGCUGCCACUUCAAGUCACGAAAUGACAGUGUUAUUCACAUCCUUGUGGAGGUGACCACAGCCCAGGGUGCUUUUCACAGCUACCUGGGCUCCCCUUUCUGGAUCCAUCAUGCUGUGCGCAUCUCCACUCCAAACUUGCACUGGAGGGAGGUCUCCAGCGGGCAGCUGGAACUGAAAUGGCAGCACCCAUCAUCCUGGGCCGCCCAAGAGACCUGCUAUCAGCUCCGAUACACAGGAGAAGGCCAUCAGGACUGGAAGAGAUAUGAGAGCCUGAGGCAUGCCCUGUGGCCCUCACUGCCAGACCUACACCGGGUCCUAGGCCAGUACCUUCGGGAUACUGCAGCCCUGAGUCCGCCCAAGGCUGCAGUCUCAGAUGUCUAUGAAGAAGUGGAACCCAGCCUCCUUGAAAUUCUACCUAAGUCCUCAGAGAAGACUCCCUUGCCCCUAUGUUCCUCCCAGACCCAGAUGGACUACCGAGGAUUGCAGCCCGCUUGCCUGGGGACCAUGCCCCUCUCUGUGCAACUGCCCACGGCUGAGUCGGGAUCCUACUGCACCACUCACAUUGCCAACCAUUCCUACUUACCACUGACCUGUUGGCAGGCUCCUCACUCCCAGUACCCUGGACAGAACCAAACCCUCUAGUAGACCUUUCUUCCCACCCUUUCUACCUACCCCACCCCACCCCACCGCCACACCAUACACAUCUCAGACCUCACUUCCAUCCUCUUUGUUGACCCUUGUAGCUGGGUUUCACAACACUGAUCUUGCAAUACUGCUGCUGACAAAAAUCCAGGAGCCUCUUUCCUCAGGCAAGGCUCAUUUAUUUGACUAAGCUCUAAUUUCCACCUUCUUUCUCUCACCUCUUUAAUGCCACACUUCCCCACUUCUCAUUUGCUUUUUGGACUACUUCAAUGAGUACUUCUACUACAAAUUUGCUAAUGAAACUGCCCAGGCAACGUUCAUCUCAAACUUUCUAAUUGCAAGAUCCAAUAGGAUCUUGUUAACCCUCUAUUUAUCUGAUCUCUCUGUGGCAUUUGCCACAGUGACUACUUGUUUCUCCUUUAAAUUCUCUCCUACCUUGGCUUCUAUGAUAUCACGGUCUCUCCUGGUUUUGUUCCUCUAGUAGUUGAGAACACAAACUCUGGAGUCAGCACUGAGUUCAAUUCCUGUCAUUCCACUUACUAGCUGUGGCCAAAUAAAGUCUUUGAGCCUUAGUUUCUCAUCUAUAAAACAGGGGUAAUGGAACCCUACAGAGUUGUGAAGAGGAUUAAGUGAGAUAAUCUAAGCACAGUGCCUAGGAUAUAGUGUUUCAUAUAUCUGAAUGGUCAUAAUUAUUCUUUCUUGUUCUCUUAGCCUGGCAUCUCUUCUACUCCUUUUUAGAAGUCUCUCAGAGUCCAUUCUUUUUAUUUAUUUUUUGUUUGUUUGUUUUAGUUAAUCCUCACCCAAGGAUAUUUUU